Messenger RNA from Scutellospora calospora, 254 nucleotides. The record is from the annotation of a GenBank genome assembly. NCBI's taxonomy places the organism in Eukaryota, Fungi, Glomeromycota, Glomeromycetes, Diversisporales, Gigasporaceae.
CCAAAGAAUUAGUCUAUAUAGAUGCUAUAGCUAGUCUUAACACUCUUAAUACUUCUUUGACUAUUAUCUCAACUAAUACUUCUAUUAGUGGCUUACCUCUUGCUACAAUAUUAACAUUAGAUAAAAUUAUAAUUAUACUUACAAAAGCUUUAGAUAUAUUAAAGCAUAUAAUAUUAUUAACUAUAUUUAGUAGACAUAGACUUUUUGUUAGACCUCAAAUUAUUAUAACUGAUAAUUCUACUGCAGAAAGAAAA